AAUGAUCUUCAAAAAUGAAUGAACAGAAUGGAUGAAGCACAUACAUCAUGGUGGGGUCCACAGAGCAGCCAAUCCGUUCCCGGGAUCCACCCAAGCCACGCCCGGGAGAACUCACCACUUGCAGAUAAUGUACCACAGCUUGAGGGAAUGGCUUUGAUUUCGAUGCAUGAGAGCACAAACCAGAUCCAUGACAUGUUACAAGAUGGAAAUUCAUCCGAAAAUCCAAAGCUCGGAUACAUCUCGAAACUCUACAAGAAGCAUUACCCACCUGGCUUUUGCAAAAAGAUUCUUGCAGAGACAAUAGCAACGUUUUUACUGGUAUUUGUGACUUGUGGUUCGGCUGCAUUGAGUGUAAACAGCCAACAAGCAGUUCCAAAGCUGGGAGCAUCGAUUGCAGGUGGGCUUAUUGUGACGGUCAUGAUUUACGCAGUGGGCCACAUCUCGGGUGCGCACAUGAAUCCUGCGGUUACGUUUGCCUUUGCAGCUAUCCGGCACUUCCCUUGGAAACAGGUUCCUUUCUACAUGAUAGCUCAGCUAACAGGAUCAUUGGUUGCCUCGUUUUUACUUCUCGAGCUGCUGGACCCCAUAACUAAUGUGGGGACCACAACUCCUACUGGAACAGAUGCUCAAGCUCUGGUGAUGGAGACAGUCGUAACGUUUUCCAUGAUGUUUGUCACGUCUGCAGUUGCGACCGAUACCAAAGCCGUGGGUGAGCUUGCAGGGAUUGCCGUUGGUUCUGCAGUUACCAUAGCUUCGAUCCUCGGCGGGCCAAUCUCAGGAGGAUCGAUGAACCCGGCAAGGACUUUAGGCCCCGCAAUUGCAAGCAAGAGAUACCAUGGGAUAUGGGUGUACAUUGUGGGUCCCGUCGCAGGGACGUUGCUCGGGGCAUCGUCCUACAAUCUAAUACGUGUGACGGAUAACCCUCUGCAUGCAGUCCGUUCACAAUCUCCGUCGUGCAAUUUCCGUCGCAUAUGGAGCAGCGAAACACCAGUUGCUGAAUUGAACUUUUCCGAUAGCCCAUGAUUUCAGAACGCUAAGCUGUAAGCCUGUAAUUAUCCUAAUGCUUGUUGAGUUUGUGUGUGAAUUGCUUUGUUUAAAGAAGCUCUCUCUCUCUCUCUC
This is a messenger RNA of Magnolia sinica, 1119 nucleotides long. Its product is annotated as aquaporin NIP2-1-like. Gene Ontology annotation, molecular function: channel activity. The record is from RefSeq and is a predicted model, not a curated record. The coding region runs from base 19 to 1023 and encodes 334 amino acids. Lineage: Eukaryota; Viridiplantae; Streptophyta; Magnoliopsida; Magnoliales; Magnoliaceae. Gene Ontology annotation, cellular component: membrane. The transcript has 6 exons. Gene Ontology annotation, biological process: transmembrane transport.